AUGUCCAGAGUUGAUUCAUCUGGCAAUGAUAAGCACGAAUAUGACUCUUCUUCCUCUGAUGAAUAUGAACUACCAUCUACUUCCUUCUCUUCUUCUCCUGUUUCUACGACUUUUGACUGUGAAAAUUUUACUUUCAACAACCUUGAUUCAUCUUCUAUAGACAAUGAGUCAACUGCCUCAUUCUCCUCACAUAAUUCUACUCAAAUAAACAAGAAGGAAGCAGACGAACCAUCAUCAAUUGCUUCAUCCUCUGAUACUGACUCUUCAAUUACUCCAACAGCUGAUUCACUAACUACUCAACAAUUAACAUCUACCAUCGAUGAUAUCCACUCUGACACAUCUUCUCCUAAUUCACAAUCCAGAUCUUUGUCAAGUGAUAUUUCACCGGUUUACAACUUAGAAGACUUAGAUCCCCAUGAACCAUUAAAAAAUAGUAAAAUUGAAUUAGCUGACAACAUUUCCGCCCCUAUCACCACACAUGUUAGCAAGUUGAAUGGCCAAACAUCCUCAACUGUUAAUCAUAACAAGUUAGGUCUUAUUCCUGCUUCUGAAUUCUACUUAAAUCACCAAAUUGGGAAACACCAUCCAAAGUGGGAUUCUAAUUCAAUUAGUCCUGGUACAAUUGGUAUCCCUGCUGUUGGGGCUGUUAAUAUUGACUCCGGCAGUUUUGUUCCUGUGAACUCCAUGGAUGGUCUCACCCAACUCAUUAGAACACCUGUACCCUGUUCUUCUCAAUCAUCUGGUUCUGAUGAUAAUCCUGCACACCACAUAGCCUUGACUGCGUUAGUUCAUGGCAUUUCCUUUACUUCUACCACUACUUCUGUCCCAAAUACAUUCAACCAGGUAAUAUAUUCUUCAGAUAUGGACAAAUGGUAUCAAGCCUGUCUGAAAGAACUUCAUGCCUUUAAAGAGCAUGAUACGUAUAGGUUGAUUCCUCUCUCUCCUGGUCGUCGUGUCUUGAGUUCUCGUUGA
Arxiozyma heterogenica is the source of this 972-nucleotide messenger RNA. RefSeq lists its product as uncharacterized. The coding region runs from base 1 to 972 and encodes 323 amino acids. NCBI's taxonomy places the organism in Eukaryota, Fungi, Ascomycota, Saccharomycetes, Saccharomycetales, Saccharomycetaceae. The transcript has a single exon. The record is from RefSeq and is a predicted model, not a curated record.